Molecule: messenger RNA, 390 nt
Organism: Symbiodinium sp. CCMP2592
Lineage: Eukaryota; Dinophyceae; Suessiales; Symbiodiniaceae
Source: the annotation of a GenBank genome assembly
AUGGACAAGGACGCCGCGACGGGCCGAGAUCCCAACGCUCAGAUGCCGCACCGCAUCCACAGGCUUCUUACAUCUGUGCUCAGAAAGAGCGGCUCGGGCGUGCAGAACAAGCGAAACAUGUCUUUCCAAACCUCCCAAGAGCGGGACAAGCCGGUGGAAACCUUUCAGCACACGAUCGAAUCGUGGAAGAAGGGGGGCCUCGACCUGUGGUACUCCGCGCCGGGAUCCACGGUGCAUUGCAACUACUGUCAAACUCCGUUGCCGCAGCAAUGUGGCACGCUUCAGGGCUGUCCGGAGCGAUCCCAAUUUGCGCAGCUGUUGUUCAUGUGCCAACAAUGCAGCUCGGACCCGCUGAAAAUACAGUGGUGUUUGGACCAGCUGAAUAGCUGA